Molecule: messenger RNA, 6565 nt
Organism: Mizuhopecten yessoensis (Yesso scallop)
Lineage: Eukaryota; Metazoa; Mollusca; Bivalvia; Pectinida; Pectinidae
Product: polycystic kidney disease protein 1-like 2
Exons: 21
Coding region: 46-4449 (1467 amino acids)
Biological process (GO): detection of mechanical stimulus; signal transduction
Cellular component (GO): membrane
Molecular function (GO): calcium ion binding; protein binding; calcium channel activity
Source: RefSeq, a predicted model, not a curated record
GACUGUUUUACGGGGCGCGAGCCUCGUCCUGGAACUUGGUUGAUUAUGAGGUUUAUUUCUGUAGAUGUUAAAGAACACAAGUUCCGCUUGUCCCUCGUCGACCUAAGAUAUUUUAACCCAUCGAAGGCUCAGUGGGAGAAAACACAAAAUGUGGAGUUGGCAUCUGGGAAAGCAUCGACCGUGGCCUUCAAGAGUAAGAUGUUCGGGACCUUUUCGGCAGAUAUGUUUUUGAUCCCUCCAGACACUAUCGAUUUUGCGGCAGUGUUUCUAAAUUUUGCGGAGCGCCUACAAUCCAACCCCUAUGCACUGGCUGUUAUAUUGUCACUAUGGUUUCUCUUGAUCCUUUUUGCCGUCAUCCUCCGACGGAUGGAUAUCAAAGACGAGGCUCUGUGGAAUUAUCUCCCCCUUGUUGACAACAACCCCUGGAGUUCUGCAGGAUACUUAAUGACGGUGUCAACUGCCCUGCGUUCAUCUAGAAAUCUCACCUCAUCUCCGUACUUUAACAUCGUUGGAAGUGAUGGUGAGACAGGGCCAAGAAGCAUGAAUGAUGCCCUAAGAAAGAACUUCCGGCGAGGCACUACGUCACACUUCUACGUCACGACACCGAUACACUUAGGAAAGCUCAAACACAUUAUUGUUUGGCAUAACAAUGAGGGUUCUUCGCCAAGAUGGCUGCUCACUAAAAUUGCCAUUCAAGAUAUGGAAGAGAAUAGCAGAUACGUAUUUGUAUGUGGGGAAUGGCUGGCAUUAGACAGAGCAGAUGGCAAUAUCUGGAAGCGUCUUCCCGCCCAGGACGAGAAGGCAAUUGACAGCCAGCUUUUAUUCUCAGAAUUGAGUCUUCGUCAACUGUUUGACGACAAUUUAUGGUUCUCGAUAUCUGCUCGGCCACACUUCAGCAGGUUUAACCGCGUCCAGCGACUAUGGACGAUUGGGGCCCUGCUUUUCCUCUCAAUGAUUGUGUCUGCCAUGUUUUACAACACACCAGCAGGCAAAGAGAACAGUAUCAAGGUUGGACCUUUUACCUUCAGCUACAAACAGGUGUAUAUCGGAUUCGUUGCUGCCGCUUUGGCAGUAAUACCAACUUUCAUAAUAAUGUAUAUUUUUCGAAAGAGAAAUUUCAGAAAUGAGUACUUAAAAGAUGACGUAAGUAAUACGUCUGGAAAGGAGAAGUUGAAAGUUCCUCGACGCCUUCCCUGGUGGACAAUAUUCAUAGCAUACUCCCUGGUGAUUGCGGCUAUUCUGAGCAGCUCAACAUUCACGUUUCUGUAUUCACUCGACUGGGGUGCAGAUAUCACAUUACAGUGGCUACUCACCUUCUUCAUGGGAACAUUGCAGAGCAUUGUCAUCAUUGAGCCUCUCAAGGCCGUUGUACUAGCUGCUGUACUCGCUUUCUGCUGUAGUGGUGGGGCCAGGAAAACAUUGAUGGAUGUCCCCGUUACUCGCAAAACCAGGCAAAUAGAAGCCUACGAUGUACCAGUGGAAAAGCAGUGGUGCCCGGAAAACAUUCCAAGUCCGGACGAGAUCCAAGAGGUCUCAGAGAUAGAUAAAAACGGACACCGGAUGAAAUUGGACAGAAAGUUGUCUAAAAAGUUCUUCUCCUGGUCCUUGAGCAUAGGCUAUGCUAGUCUUCUGCUCAUCCUAUGUUCUCAUAACUUUAUCGAAACAGCAUUCUACCAAAACAAUUACCUGAAAGCAACGCUACAACCAAAAGCAACGAUUACACGAGUUGACGAUAUCUGGACCUGGUUCAAUGACGUGUUUAUCGUCAAGGUAUUCCCAAAGUUUGCAUAUAAUGGACGAAUAAGAUCAUCUUACAUACAGAGAUUCUACGAUGAUGAAUAUCUAUAUCGCAUGGGAUUGAUUAGAAUACGCCAAGUUCGAUCUUCAGAGAAAUGCACGCCGAUCGAUGCGUUUGUUGGGUUUGUGAAGUGCACAUCUGAUUACUCAACUAACACUGAAGAAAAUGGGGAAUUCUGUAAAGGUUGGAUGCCGUACAAUGACACCUGUUUUGACGAAAACGAAGAAGUGGACUACUCAUUUAAGUACUUUUCGUCAAAGGAUACGAAAGCGUUCCCGACCAAUGGAGUGCACGAAAUGUAUGGACCAGGGGGGUAUUAUAUGGAUAUCGGACCUAAGCAAUCAGCCGCAGUCAGGUCUGUCGCCGAACUGAAGACGUAUGAUUGGAUAGACCAGAACACCAGAGCAGUCUUUGUCUCGUUCAUGGCGUAUAACGGAAACACACACCUUUUCAGUUACGUCAAUGUCAUAUUCGAGUUACCUCCCCUUACCGGAAUUACAACAACGUUCAAUAUUGUUUCUGCGAAUUUGUACCCCUACAAUACGGUAUGGGAUUACAUCAUCCUCUUAGCUCAGUUUGUUUUCAUCGUUGUCGUCAUCGUCAGACUGGUCCUACUCAUCAAGGACGCGGUUGUGUCCAGGGGGAGAGUACUCCGUACACUAACGUUCUAUGCUACAAUGUUUGAUAUAAUGAUAUGUAUCGGUGCCAUCGUGUGUUACGUCAUCAGACUGGACGGCACCAUUUCCGCAAUCAACAAGAUAGCUAAGAACCCAAGACAACAUGUUUCCUUUGAGCAAGCAAGUACUAUGGAUUUACUCUUCAUGGCUUUUAUUGGUUUCGCUUGCUUUAACGCGAUCAUCAACCUUCUGUCACCAUUAACGUUCAACUAUCACUUUCAUUUGUUUAAGGUGUUUCUCGACCUCUCUAGAUACACGUUGUUCUCGCUAUUUCUCGUACAGGCCGUGUUGUUUGUUGCCUUUACGUCUAUUGUGUACAUGUUCUUCCACAUGGACAAAUGGGAACUGCGGAACUUCUACAGUACGGUACUCUUCCUCUACAGAGUGGCUUUGGGCAUGUUCAAAGUCGGUCACAGUAUCAAGUUUAUAGAUUACGGCAGUGUCAUUGUAUUCACUCUUUUUGGGUUCUCAGUGAGUAUUGUGGUGAUGAACGUAUGCAUAAGUGUACUGAACGUCGGGUUGAGCAACGCACGUAUUGCCGUCAAGAAGAACAAGAGGCAUAGAUUUGAUACAGAACUGAACGACUUCUUCUUUUGGAAAGUGAAUAGCGUCUUGCGAGUGUUGACGUUUCGCAGCGGUAAAAAGAAUACUGUGAUGAGUAAAUACGCUGCGCCUGAAAAGGAGAAAUCUGACCGACUUCAACGAUUACACACGAUGAAAGGCUUCGAGAACAUGGUAUUCAAUAUGGCGAGAGAGGCUUCCUCCAACGAGCAGCAAAUCUUUAGAUCGUGUCUAAAGUUGCAGAAAAAACCGACCGACCGAAGUCAGCUACGUUCCACAUGUACUUCAAAUACAGACAAAACAACUAUCAAGUACUACGACCAGACCUCAAAGUUUAUUAUGGCUUUAGUGUUCCCAAUGGCAGUCAGUGACCAAGACGUCAUCGUCCACAGCAUAGACGUCAUUAAGGCCAAAAUUAGGCACCUUUACCCAUGUGACGCAUCCUCUGUGCCACUGAGCAAGAUGUUUAAAGUGAAAGCAAGAGCAAGGCUACGUAAGAAGGGCUCCGUACAGGUGAUGAUUGUCGAUACGAAACCGAGGAGUACAAUAGAGUUACCGGCCUUUGUUGUGUCAUCACAUGACAAAGGAAAGACAUGGGAGACAACUGCGGCCAGCCCGUCAUCGCGGGUUAUGAUGAAGAACAAACCGUGUGUGUCAGCGAUGAUCCGCGCAUGCCCAACGCACUUCAUGGCCAUCUCGUGCGAAUUAUGGCCGGAUGUGCCACUCUCUUUCAUGGACAAACUAGAGAUGCACACAGUGUCUCCUAGAGGAGGAUUGAUCCGCCUCCGGUGUAACAACAGGAUCACUAUCGCCGCUGAAAAGAAUUCAGUUGACAGGGAUAUAGACAUAUGCGUCCUGGAACAGGAGUCAAGCCCCACCCCGAUGGUAACCAUAACAGCGACAAAGGACAUUACCAGGCCUUUGAUACUAUCAAUUCCGUUCAAUAUGCUAGAAAGAGGAGAGAAUGCAAAGGGACUUAUCAUACUUGUAAAGGACGGUGACCUGAAAUGGCAGAAGGCACAAUGUGAAGCAUAUAAAGAACUGUGCUCCAUUAUCUUCGUGAUUAACAGUUUAAACAGACGGGUUGCGAAGAAAAUUUUGAUAAAGAAAAGUGCACUGAAACAGAACCUGACUGCUGCUACAAUACCUAACCAUUACCUGAGAACAGCUAUCAGAGCAGUUUGUAACAGCAAGAUCUCCCGAAGAUGGCGUUUUCUAGGCAAGUCUCUUGGACUACCGGUAAACUACCAUGACUGUAUUGAUGGCAAAGCUCCCCUCUGUUCGGAAGAAAAGUGCAGCUUCGUUUUGCUUGAGUGGUACGUCCAAAAUCCUAACGCAACUGCAGAAGAUUUGGACAAAUGCUUAACGAAACUUGGAUGUCAACCCGUCAACAAACUCGCAAACUACAUAUGACACAGCCUAAAUUAUUCCUCAAGUGAGUUGUUUUGUUAGAGCAGCAAGGUGUUUUAAAAUGUGAUAUAUACAACCAAGACAGGAACAUUAUGGUUUUCAAUACCUGUUUUGAUCAAUAUUAUAUGCGUGUUUCUUUGUCAUCAGUGUCAUGUUGAUGCUUCUUCCGUCUCGCAUGUGACAUAUCCUACAUAUCGUAGGCGCAAACAUUUAGGUGAUGUUGGACUUAUCCAGGAAUAUAAAUUCCACUGACGAUACAGAAACUUUCAUUCUGAAAAAUUAAGGGAAUAUUGAUAUAUUUCAUCAUUACUCUGUAAAUUAGGGAUAUAAAUAUACAUUGUACGUACUGGUAGUAUUUUUCUAUCGCCAAUGCCGGUAUGAAGGUAAAAGGAUUAAAUCAAAAUUCAACAUAAAAACUUGUUACCACAUCGAAAUAUAAUAUUGCGAAAGAACAUUUGACUCCCUAAUAUGAUGGUUUUUGUACAAAAGCCUGUUUGAAAUGAAAUGAUAUCUAUUUGAUAAAAGAAGUACUAGCGUAUCAGUGUGGACACUGUAUAUAUUUCAACGUGCAGAUACAAUUUUGAGAAUGACCAAAGAGGUAUAGCGCAAAUGGUACGCUGAGCACCUAUCUCAGUCCACUGCUUUGAUACGGUCUCAAAUAUCACCCAUGGCCACGAAAUGUUGAUAUACACUUCUACCAUACGAACUCGUUUUUGGAAAUUGCACUUGCUACAUGAUCAAAGAAAUGCCGUCAAACCUUCUACAUAGAUACGAGGUCAAGGCUAUGAUGUUUCCGAUGUCAAGGUCAUGUCCCCCUCGCCAAAGUACUAUCCAAAAAUAACUUUUUCAGCAAAAUCAGCGGCACAUAAUGUUUUUAAACUUUUUAAUUGUGGUCAUUUCUAUUUUAAUUUUUUUAGUUUGUUCAUGGUUUUGCGGUCCGGCAACAAAUAAUGUCAUAUUAAGAUGGUGACCACAGCGUGGUCAGGAGGGCCACUUAAAAAUACCACCAAACUCAAUUACAAGACUUCAAAGAUUUAGUUUUCACUCAAGCACACAUAAAUGUGUAUAGCAACGAGGUCAUGUAUAUAAAACAUAGUUUGAGUAUAUGACAGCCAAGCAUCAUACAUCAUAUCAUAGUACAUGCAUAAUUACAGAUAUACAUCCGGUUACACACAAGUAUGUCAGUGCUCAACGUAUAUAGAACGAUCCCAAGCAAACAGAAAAAAAUAUAGAAUAGAGACAUUAUAAUAUUUUUGUUAUACAGGACAUCCACCAUGGCAAAACAAAUAGUUAAAUAAAACAAGGACACCAAAUCUGAAUUGAAUAUGGCCGUUUAUUACAAUAAACGACGGUUGUUAUGACGUUCACAUUUUGUCAUAUAAAUAGACCCAAAAAGUCUUAGAUGGGGGUCCUAUUCCGCCAUACACAAUAUAAUUGAAGCAAUAUUAAUGCUAGUUGUAAUACAUAUUUUUUUCACACAAAAUACAUGAUAUAACAUCGAUACAUUACUUAACAAUCGUAUAAGAAAAUGUUGUACACCAAUAUAUAAAGUUAUGCACAUUCAGAAAAUUCUAACAAGAAAGGAGGAAAGUAGGGGAUGGUGGUGGGUAAAGCUUAUCUUGUAUAUACUAAAAUCUGUGAUCAGAUAAAACAAUACAAAACUUUACAAGUUGAAAUAAAAUUGACCUUGACCGUACGAUCCCUGUUCCGCCAUCUUCUUUUAUCAGCUUCUGAAUAGGAGCUGCUGCGUCAUUUGUAUUUAUAGUGAUCUAAUUUUAGCAACAUAUUAAUGCGCGCAUGUAACCUGUCGGACCGCUUCACUCAUACCCCAACAUACCUCCUUCCGCAAAUAAAAAUAGUUAUGUAAAAGCAUGGAAGUCUGAAUGCAUAAAUUACAUUAAAACAAGUUUUAAUUUGUAUUCAAGUUUUAGACAUAUAAGUUUACAUUUUUUAACAACUUCCUAUUAAGAAUUGUGAAUAUUCCUUUCAUUUUAUAUAGGUUUUCACUUCCCGGAGAUAUUAUUCUGAUAUUGGGUCAACCAGAUUUGUCUAUGGAGACAACGUUAGAAAAAAAAUGAUGUGAAAUUCUUUCACAACCAGAAACUGUAUUACUGUAUAU